UCAUACUGCGAUUGAAUAUCCUGGUUACGAUGGAUGGAACAAUAAUGUUGGCAAACCAGAACUAGGUGCAGUUGAUACCCCGUUGUUAAGAAGACUGCCAGCAGCUUACGAAGAUGGAGUAUAUAAACCUUCAGGCUCUAAAAGACCAGAACCAUUAGAGAUAAGUGAGAAGCUGUUGAGUGGGAAGAUUGGAACUAAAUCAAGAACAGGGAGAAACGCUCUACUUGUAUUUUUCGGUCAACAAGUAGUGGAAGAAAUUUUAGAUGCCCAAAGACCAGCGUGUCCACCAGAGUACAUCAACAUAAAAAAUUCCAGAAAAUCAUCGAUACAGAACUAAACCGGGACAUACAAAAAUGCCUGUUUUACGUACACGAUACGAUCAUCGAACGGGUCAUUCGCCGAAUAAUCCUCGUCAACAGUUAAACGAGAUUACGCCAUUCUUAGACGGAGGAUUGAUUUACGGUACAUCCAAAGCAUGGUCAGAUGUGUUAAGAACAAACGCUAGUGGAAUAUUGCAAGCAAAUGGAAAACUUGCAUCGUCGUACUUUGAUUUAUAUCCCGAUUACAACACCGUUAGAUUACCGAUGGCCAAUCCACCACCACCUAUUCAUCAUCAUCAAUAUGUUUCGCGACAUUACACCGAAAGUGUCACCAGAUAUUUUAAAUUAGGAAAUCCACGAGGAAACGAAAAUCCGUUUUUAUUGACUUUCGGUAUAAUAUGGUUUAGAUGGCACAAUUUCAUAGCAACUCAUAUUAAACGUCACAAUCCAGAUUGGUCGAGCGAUAAGAUUUAUAACGAGGCCCGUAAAUGGGUGAUAGCGACUCAGCAAAAUAUUGUCGUUAACGAAUGGUUGCCUUUAUGGCUGGGGCACAAGCUUCCUGUAUAUCAGGGUUACAAUCCUAAUAUCGAUCCGCAGAUAGAGCAAUUUUUCAAUCGGCCGCUUUUCGCUUCGGACACACUUUGGUCCCACCAGGUGUGUACCUGCGCAACUACGGGAGGAAGAAUUGUUCCUUGGAACCGUAUCCAAUUAGAACAUGCAAUAAUUACUGGAUGUCACAGAAUUCUCUCUAUGCCAAUUUAACAAGAAUAAAAGACGUUAUCGAUGUGGACAAGUUACUGAUGGGAAUGGCUAUUCAAUUGUGCGAAGAGGAGGAUCA
Molecule: messenger RNA, 1158 nt
Organism: Pogonomyrmex barbatus (red harvester ant)
Lineage: Eukaryota; Metazoa; Arthropoda; Insecta; Hymenoptera; Formicidae
Product: dual oxidase 2-like
Biological process (GO): response to oxidative stress; superoxide anion generation; defense response
Cellular component (GO): plasma membrane; NADPH oxidase complex
Molecular function (GO): heme binding; calcium ion binding; peroxidase activity
Source: RefSeq, a predicted model, not a curated record